This is a messenger RNA of Dendroctonus ponderosae (mountain pine beetle), 3311 nucleotides long. RefSeq names its product dual serine/threonine and tyrosine protein kinase. Gene Ontology annotation, molecular function: protein kinase activity; ATP binding. NCBI's taxonomy places the organism in Eukaryota, Metazoa, Arthropoda, Insecta, Coleoptera, Curculionidae. The coding region runs from base 392 to 3148 and encodes 918 amino acids. The transcript is spliced from 11 exons. The record is from RefSeq and is a predicted model, not a curated record. Gene Ontology annotation, biological process: protein phosphorylation.
UAACAGCGCGCUGUAGCUGACAAUCGGCAUGUCAAGUGUCAUAUGUGAAUCAAAACAAAAGAUGAUUUCAUUUAUUAAUAACAGACGUUAAUAAUUUGUCUUCAUCAGCUGAGUGACUGGGUUUGCUUUGUGAAAAGUUGCCGAAAAUUGCAAGAAACGUUCCUGAAAAGGAAUACCGAACACUCAGCGAUAUUACAUAGAAAUUAACAUUUACCUGCCAACACCAGUCUUUACAGAAAAAAGAACGACAAUUUUUUGUUGUUGUAGAUUCCCGGUGGACUGUAAAAACUGGAUGAGUAAUUUUGAAACUUGGGGAUUCACAGUUUCGCUGAACAUAUUUAAUAGAGAUAAUUCGUAUCAUGAAAGUAUUCCUUAAAUAGUUAAUGGAAAAAUGUUGUCAGAAGUGUCGAAAGAAAUUAAAUAUUAUCUCAAACACUGUCAAAUCUUAAAAAGAAUCUUAAGAGAAACAAAUAGUUCAUUAAACGAUAUCAAUAAUCUGCUACAAUUAGGAACUGAUAUCAAGAGAGAACUAUCAAUCUAUGAUGAAUUGGAAGCACUUUCCCAAAAGGUGGAAAGAACUCCAAACCUUAUUAUUUUUGGACAAUCCUGCCAUGCUAAAGCCGUACUUGUUAACAUGUUACUUCAACAGAAAAUUCUUCCGUAUUUCAGUAGUCAAUGGAGACAUAUUACUUUCAAAUAUGGCCAAGCAAAAAGUGUUCAUUUAAUGCUCGGAGAGGAAAUCGAAAUUGUCGAAAAUUUGAAUGUUCAUGAAGAACCAAACUGGGAAACAAUCCCAGAAGAAGACAUACAAAGAAAUGACAAAGAAAACUUACUGGAUCACUGUCCUUCUAUUGAAGUAAUGCUGAAACACAAACUAUUAAAAGAAAAUGUGAAAAUUAUAGUACCCCCUGAUUGCCAUCGAGAUCAGUUAGUUGAAGUGUUGGAGAGAAUAGGGGAAAAGGUUUUACCUGUGAUAAUAUAUGCUUUAUCUGAAGAUACUCUUAGUGAUUUUAACAUACAAGAAAUUAGAAAGUUAAAAGAUAUAUAUCUUGUCCCAUUUUUGUUUGUAAGCGUAAAUAAAAUUGAAUUACCUGCUCUAAAUACUGAAUCAUUAACCGAGCCAAAGAAACAUUCACUGGAAAGCAAUGGCGAAGAAAAUGUCAACCAGUUACAUAGUCUGAAAGAGCAAUUGACUAGAUUGGGAUAUAUAAGCAAUGAUUCUGAUUCUGAUCUGAGUGUAACUUCCGAGCAAACAGACGAAUUAUUAAGGAAAAAGCCUUUUUGUUUGGAAUGCUCUUUAGAUAAUGCUUUAAUGAGUGACAAAACGAUUAAUGAGGACUUUAUUUUGUUUAUUAGAGAAAUACUGAGGUCGAGCAAACUUAAAAUGGCCCUGUCCUUAAGUGAGCUUCACAAUUCAUGCCUACGGAAGUUUAUACUGUGCGCAUUUGAUAUGGCCCGUGAGAUUCAGAUAACACCAAAACGAAUUCUCUAUGCUCAGGAUGUGGAAAUGAAAAUGUUCACAAGCCUCAUGACAAUUGCUAGCGAACAACAGGAAGAAAUUACAUCAAUAAUACAAAGAACAUUGCAAGACAUGAAAUCUAAUGUUGCCGAAGUCCUAGAAGGAUACAACUCUUCAGCUCUCGUUUCCCCCAAGGUUGCAACUAUGGAAAUCCAGCAGCUGGUUCUAAAGACACUGGCAGCUUCUGUGGCCAUUCAAAUAGUUCAAUCAGUAGGUUGUUUACAGGAGAGUUUCACUGGUACUCUUGAAAGAUGCUUGGAAAAUCUGGAAAAAAGCUGUCGUGAGUUAGAGGGAAAUUUAUCCGCAUCUGAUGCGGUGAAACAGAUUAUCCACGCAGCGUACAACAUUGAUCUGAAAACCCCAACAUCAUUUUCAAUAGUCCAUACAUUUAUGGACCGACUACGGAAAUUGUUGGGUAGCUUCUCAUCGCCUUGGUCGUCUACAGGACAAUUUAAUUGCACGUUACAGUGGCAGCUUCAAGUGGUUACUAAUAUGAUCGACUCUUUGAGUGCCUCGAAAUUGGCAAAAACCAUUUCUGCCCAGUUCCAAGAGCAUGUAAAGUCAUCUCAUGCUGCUUUCCAAUGUGCAAUGCGAAGUCUGGAAAAUCAACUUUCCGAUCAAUUAGAGCAGACCGAAGAGCAGAGGAUUGCAAUAAGGAAAAAACAUGCUCCUAGAUUUGCGCGAUUGGCCUUAGAAAGCACGUCAUUGUGCGACUUGAUAAAAUGGGGAAUGCCUAAACAAAUUCGGGAAAUUGGUAGAGGCCAGUAUGGAGUGGUGUCAUCGUGCGAACCUUGGGGUAAAAUCAGCCCUUGUGCGUUCAAAUCUGUCGUACCACCCGACGAUAAACACUGGAAUGACCUAGCGAUGGAAUUUUACUACACCAGAACGAUACCAGAACAUCCCAGGAUUGUCAAGUUACGAGGUUCGGUGAUAGAUUACAAAUAUGGUGGUGGUAGUUCACCGGCAGUUCUUCUUCUAAUGAAUAGAAUGACUAAAGAUUUGUAUUGUGGUCUGAAGUCCGGCUUAACUUGGUUGAAGCGUCUUCGAAUAGCGAUCGAUGUGAUUGAAGGCAUACGAUAUUUGCACUCUCAAGGCUUGGUGCAUAGAGAUAUAAAGCUGAAAAAUGUCUUGUUGGAUGAUGAAGAUAGAGCUAAACUGACUGAUUUUGGAUUCUGUAUACCAGAAGCUAUGAUGUCGGGAAGUAUUGUAGGUACUCCAGUUCACAUGGCACCGGAACUCUUAAGUGGUCGAUACGAUUCUAGUGUAGAUGUUUAUGCCUUUGGGAUACUGUUCUGGUAUAUUUGUGCCGGACAAGUGAAACUUCCUUCUCAGUUUGAUCAGUUUCAAAAUAAAGAACAACUAUGGAACAGUGUUAGAAAAGGUAUUAGGCCAGAAUGCUUAACUCACUUUAAUGAGGCUUGUUGGAAUCUCAUGGAGCAAUGUUGGUCGGCUGAACCUUCCGAACGGCCUCUUUUAGGCAAUGUGCAGCCGCAACUUGAACAAAUUUAUAAAAGUGUUAAAUAUGGAUUAAACCAAGGCAAGUUUCCUUAUAGUCCAGGCUCUGUCAAAUCAUACGCAAGCCAGGACAUGUGUUAUAAUUAUACCUUCAUGAAUUUUAGGGAGUAUUAAUAUUUUUAACUAAAAAUGCAUUAACAAGUUUUUCACUGCAUUUGUUAUUUCAGAUUCGUAAUCGGAAGAGGAAUUGAAAUGAAUCUGUAUAAAGCUGUAAAUAUGUUGUUUAAAAUAUUUAACGUUUUAUAUUCUUAUUUUUAUUAAAUGAUGUUACACUAAA